GCCCCUCCCCCUGGUUACUUUGUGAGACUUGAGAACGCUAGUGCUGACGACGAUUUAUAUUUGAGGAAGAAAGCCAGGAUGCGCAGGUGGCUUUGUUGUUCUUGUCAUGUGGAUGAGUCUUAUCCAUCACAUGAAAGUGAACACCUGAAGAGCCCAGGGAGUUAUGCUGAUGGGAAUCACAAGGGCUCUAAGGCGCCCGCUCCUAUGAAGCCUGAUAUACAAAAGGCAGCACCACCUAUUGAAGUCCCUCCAUUGUCUCUGGAGGAGCUGAAAGAGAAGACUGACAAUUUUGGAUCUAAGUCACUGAUUGGUGAAGGAUCAUAUGGGAGAGUAUAUUAUGCAAGCAUGGAUGAUGGUAAAGCUGUUGCUGUCAAGAAGCUUGACGUUGCAUCUGAGCCUGAGUCAAAUGUUGAGUUUCUGACCCAGGUUUCCAUGGUUUCUAGACUGAGGCAUGACAAUCUUGUUGAGUUGCUUGGUUACUGUGUUGAAGGAAGUCUACGGGUGCUUGCAUAUGAGUUUGCCACCAUGGGUUCGCUGCAUGAUAUAUUGCAUGGUAGAAAGGGAGUUCAAGGAGCACAACCUGGUCCAACACUUGACUGGAUGCAGCGUGUGAGAAUUGCAGUUGAUGCAGCUAGGGGGUUGGAAUACUUGCAUGAGAAGGUUCAACCUCCUAUUAUACAUAGAGAUAUCAGAUCUAGUAAUGUGCUUCUCUUUGAAGAUUUCAAAGCCAAGAUAGCAGAUUUUAAUCUUUCAAAUCAGGCUCCUGAUAUGGCUGCUCGUCUUCAUUCCACUAGAGUUUUGGGAACUUUUGGUUAUCAUGCUCCAGAGUAUGCAAUGACUGGUCAAUUGACACAGAAGAGUGAUGUCUACAGCUUUGGAGUAGUUCUCCUAGAGCUUCUGACUGGGAGAAAGCCUGUCGAUCAUACAAUGCCACGUGGACAGCAGAGUCUUGUGACUUGGGCUACUCCAAGAUUGAGUGAAGAUAAGGUUAAACAAUGUGUAGAUCCCAAGCUGAAAGGAGAAUAUCCUCCCAAAGGAGUUGCAAAGCUUGCAGCUGUGGCAGCUUUGUGUGUACAAUAUGAAGCUGAGUUCCGGCCAAACAUGAGCAUUGUUGUUAAGGCUCUUCAACCGCUUCUAAAGCCACCUGCACCUGCUCUAGAGUCAUGAAUUUAAGUGCUUCCUUAGGACUCUCUGCAUCCUCAAUACAUUCCAGUUUCACUUGCCUGCAGAUAUCAUCAUAAGCUUUAAAUAUAUAUAUAUAUAUAUAUAUAUAUAUUUUACUUUUCGUAUAUGAGAUUGGAUAUGAUAUGUAGGGUUGAUUUAUUGUCAUUGCUAAGUUCUUUGUUGCUGGAGCUGAUUAUUGGUAACAAAUUUUCCAGUCAUAAAUUGAUUUGGGGUGUUGGGUUGAGGUGGAUAUAUUUGUCACUGGAUAUAGAAUUGUAGAUUGCUUGCUUUGACUAGUGUUUUUCUGAGUGAGGCUGUC
Messenger RNA from Fragaria vesca subsp. vesca, 1483 nucleotides. RefSeq names its product PTI1-like tyrosine-protein kinase 3-like. Gene Ontology annotation, molecular function: protein tyrosine kinase activity; ATP binding. Gene Ontology annotation, biological process: protein phosphorylation. The coding region runs from base 79 to 1167 and encodes 362 amino acids. NCBI's taxonomy places the organism in Eukaryota, Viridiplantae, Streptophyta, Magnoliopsida, Rosales, Rosaceae. The record is from RefSeq and is a predicted model, not a curated record. The transcript has 7 exons.